Cloeon dipterum is the source of this 3217-nucleotide messenger RNA. RefSeq names its product bumetanide-sensitive sodium-(potassium)-chloride cotransporter-like. Gene Ontology annotation, cellular component: membrane. The coding region runs from base 23 to 3049 and encodes 1008 amino acids. NCBI's taxonomy places the organism in Eukaryota, Metazoa, Arthropoda, Insecta, Ephemeroptera, Baetidae. Gene Ontology annotation, biological process: chloride transmembrane transport; chloride ion homeostasis; cell volume homeostasis. The transcript has 18 exons. Gene Ontology annotation, molecular function: sodium:potassium:chloride symporter activity. The record is from RefSeq and is a predicted model, not a curated record.
UUGGUGUUCGUCAGUUUGAGAAAUGACAGACAGAAUGGAGGUGAGAGGCAUCCCUCCGCCACCGCCGCCCCUCGCAAUACAGGAGACCAGCUUUGCCAAUGCCAACGGCACCACCGUGAUGCCCCGCAAGAGGUCACUGGCUCAGAUGACCCGCGAGGCCCUGCCCCGCAUGGACCACUAUCGUAACCUGAUGUCCGUUGCCGCGGUCCAAAGACCCACUUUUGGAGAACUGUAUGAAGGGAAUGACGAUGAUAAGGAGCCACUUCCGGAACCAGAACACGCAGGUCACGGCCACGUCAAGUUGGGAUGGAUUCAAGGCGUGCUUUUGUCUGUGUCUCUCAACAUUUGGGGUGUAAUGCUUUUCCUCCGCGUCUCUUGGGUCGUCGGGCAAGCCGGGAUUGGUCUUGCUCUAGUUAUCAUCGCGUUUGCCGCGUUUGUUUGCACGGUCACCACUCUGUCACUGUCCGCGAUCAGCACAAACGGCACAAUCAAAGGAGGUGGAAUUUACUACAUCAUCUCUCGUUCCCUGGGGCCUGAAUUCGGCGCGUCCGUCGGCCUGGUUUUCGCGUUCGCCAACACGGUGUCGGCCUCGAUGAACACGAUCGGCUUCUGCGACUCGCUGAACAGUUUGCUCAAAUCGCAAGGCUACAAGAUCAUCGACAACUCUGUCAAUGAUAGCAGGAUCAUCGGCACGGCAACUUUGAUCGUUUUGAUCGUCAUUUGCGCCGUUGGAAUGGACUACGAAAUUAUUGCACAAGACGUUUUUGCCGUUGUAAUUGUCGGGGCCAUUAUUGAUUACUGCGUCGGAGUCUUUAUGGGACCUCAGAACCAAAUACAAAUCGCUCAAGGGUUCGUUGGUUUAAAUUCCUCUGUUUACGCGCAAAAUAUAGGACCCGGUUUUCGAUUUAGUGAAGGAAUUAACCAAAAUUUCUUCACCGUUUUUUCUAUUUUCUUCACGUCGGUAACUGGUGUGCAAGCUGGCGCCAAUAUUUCAGGCGAUCUUAAGGACCCUGAAAGUGCCAUCCCCAAAGGCACCCUGCUGGCCAUCUUGAUAACAAUGCUAUCGUACGUGCUGUUCGUGCUUCUGGUAGGCGGCGGACAGCUGAGGGAAACCAGCGGGAUCGUCGCCGAGAUUGCCAACGGCACGUUUGCUGAUUGCUCAAACAGAACUUGCUCUUACGGCCUUUACAAUGACUACACAGUUAUGCAGUUGAUGUCGGCAUGGGGACCGUUCAUUUACGCCGGUUGUUUCGCAGCAACGUUAUCUACCGCCAUGACAAAUUUGCUGUCAGUUCCGAGGAUAAUCCAAGCGUUAGGCAACGACGGAAUCUAUCCAGGCAUUGUUUGGUUCGGGAAGCCCUACGGCGACAAGGGGGAACCCUUCCGAGCCUACGCUCUCACACUGCUCGUUGCAGAGGCUUUUGUUUUGAUCGCUGACCUAAACUCCAUCGCGAAUUUGGUGUCUAAUUUCUACCUGGCGGCAUAUGCUUUUAUCAAUUUCUGCACGUUUCAUGCUGCUUUUGUGAAACCCUUGGGAUGGAGGCCAACCUUUACAUUCUACAACAAAUGGCUGAGUCUGAUUAUGACCUUCAUUUGCAUUAUUCUCAUGUUCAUGAUCGACUGGAUCAUGGCCGUGAUCACCGUCAGCAUCAUCGCCGUUCUCUACUUCUUCGUUGUCUACCGAAAACCAGACGUGAACUGGGGAGCUUCGACCCAGGCCCAGACGUACAACACAACUUUGAGUGCUGUCCAGUCGCUGAACAACAUUGGGGAACACGUCAAAAACUACCGUCCACAGAUUUUGGUUCUCGCGGGACUACCGACCACUCGCCCGGCACUGCUGGAUUUCGCAAAUUUAAUCACCAAGCGUUCGUCGCUUUUGAUGUGCGGAUGCGUUUCGCCCCGCCCGCUCUCGAGCAAAGAGCGAAAUACGUGCAUUAGUACAGCGACCCAGUUUUUCAAGGAGCGCAAAAUGCGUGCCUUUUUCUCGCUGGUCGACAACCUGUCCGUCGAGGCCGGCACCAGGGCCCUCCUGCAAGCGAGUGGCAUUGGAAAAUUAAAGCCGAACAUCCUGCUCAUGGGCUACAAGUCUGAAUGGCAAGAAUGCACGCCGGAAGAGGUGGUCGAAUACUUUGACAUUUUGCACGACGCCUUCACAAAUCGCGUGGCUAUCGCAAUAAUUCGCAUGCGAGGUGGUUUGGACAGCGGACAGGGUCCGUUGAAAGCUACGAGCACCCAAACCUUGCCCAGGGUCGACUCGGACGGCAGCUUCCUCAAUAUGGGAUUCAACGACGCUAGUGAGGUUCCAGAUAGUCCAGCACUGAACAGGUAUUCAAUGAACACGCAUCUCACCCCGGACAUUCCUGCAGGAAAGGGUCACAAGAGUCCGGCCACGAGCUACAUCAAUAUGUACAGGACUAUGGAUGAAUCGCCAAAUGUUGCACCGUCCGUUGUGGCUCUGGAAAAUAUUUUCCAGAGAAAACAAAAGAAGGGCACUAUCGACAUUUGGUGGCUUUACGACGACGGAGGGUUAACCCUUUUGUUGCCGUACAUCAUUUCAACUCGAAAGAAGUGGGCCGGCUCCAAGCUGCGAAUUUUCACGCUGAUCGACAAGAUGGACGAAAUGCAAAUCGAAGAGAGAAAUAUGGCAAGUCUUCUGGCCAAAUUCCGCAUUGACUACUCCAACCUGACCAUGGUGCACGACGUGGGUGAGAAACCGCAUCCAAAAACAGUGCGGUACUUCCAGGACAUCAUCAGACCGUUCAAGGAGGAAAAUAGCCCCACCAGCUCCAGAGACCAGAAAUAUUUCAUUUCCGACUCGGAAUUGUCGCUCAUGCAAGGCAAAACCGAACGGCAGAUGCGUCUGCGGGAGCUACUCCAGCAGCAUUCUCGCGAUUCCAACUUGGUCGUGAUGACAAUGCCCAUGCCGCGAAAAGGAGUUGUCUCAGCGCCACUCUACAUGUCGUGGCUGGAAAUUCUCACCAAGGAUAUGCCACCGUUCCUGCUGGUCAGAGGCAACCAAUCCUCAGUUAUUAGCUUCUACGCGUAGAUCGUGUGAAAAUAGAAUAAAUCGAGUACUGUUCAAAAUUUAAGGAGAAAUAGUACAAAUAAAUGUUUAAUGUCUUGUAAGAGCGGCCGUGUGUUUAGACGAAUAGCACUCACGGAAUGAUUGUCACUUAUCCAGUCAGAGCCCGUGCAAUAAAUCUCCAUUCACGGA